UUCGCAAAGGUGGUUCCAGAAGGAAAGCCUGUUUGCUGCUAUGCUUGUGAUCCAUGUGCGGAAGGAACCAUGUCCAACCAAGAAGAUGCAGAACGUUGCACCAAAUGCCCAGAGGAUCAACAUCCAAACAAGGACAGAGAUCAAUGUGUCUCCAAGAUUAUCACCUUCCUGGCUUAUGAAGAACAUCUGGGGAUCAUCUUAGCUUCCAUUGUCCUCUUCUUAUCUUCUACAGCAGGCAUUGUGUUAGGAAUCUUCAUUAAAUACAAAGAAACCCCAAUAGUCAAAGCCAACAACCGGGACCUCUCCUACAUCCUGCUUGCCUCCCUUCUGCUUUCCUGUUUGUCCUCCUUCCUCUUCAUUGGGCAACCAAGAAUAGCGACCUGCCUUCUCCGACAAACGGCCUUCAGCAUCAUCUUCUCCAUUGCUGUUUCUUCUGUCUUGGCCAAGACCAUCACGGUGGUGCUGGCCUUCCUGGCCACAAAGCCCGGGAACAGGGUGAGGAGAUGGCUAGGGAAGAGUCUGGCCAACUCCAUUGUCAUCUCCUGUUCUGGUGUGCAAGUUCUCAUCUGCACCAUCUGGCUGGGCUCUUCUCCCCCAUUCCCAGAGCCCGACAUGCACUCCCAGGUGGAAGAGAUCAUCUUGCAAUGCAACGAAGGCUCUGUGGCCAUGUUUUAUGUUGCCCUCGGCUACCUGGGCUUCCUGGCUGCCAUCUGCUUCAUGGUGGCGUUCCUAGCCAGGAAGCUGCCUGGCUCCUUCAACGAAGCCAAGCUGAUCACCUUCAGCAUGCUGGUCUUCUGCAGUGUUUGGGUGUCUUUUGUGCCCACCUACCUGAGCACCAAGGGGAAGUACAUGGUGGCCGUGCAGAUCUUCUCUAUGUUGGCCUCCAGUGCUGGGCUCCUGGGCUGCAUCUUCCUCCCCAAGUGCUAUGUUAUUGUGCUGAGGCCUGAUCUGAAUACAAAGGAGCACCUGGGAACAAGGACUUAAGAUGGCAUCGGAUUUGUAUAGUAUUCCAUGUUGAUUCUACCCAGCACUGCAGAAAGGAAACACACAUAGUUGUUUUUGGAUUAAAGUUUAUG
Molecule: messenger RNA, 1076 nt
Organism: Podarcis raffonei (Aeolian wall lizard)
Lineage: Eukaryota; Metazoa; Chordata; Lepidosauria; Squamata; Lacertidae
Product: vomeronasal type-2 receptor 26-like
Exons: 2
Coding region: 70-984 (304 amino acids)
Biological process (GO): G protein-coupled receptor signaling pathway
Cellular component (GO): membrane
Molecular function (GO): G protein-coupled receptor activity
Source: RefSeq, a predicted model, not a curated record